GGGGAGAGUCCGGGAGCAGUUCCGAGGCAGCGGCGGAGCCGGGUGGAGUCGGGGGUUCGGAGGAGUGUCCGAGCCUUGUCGUUUCAGCAUUCUGCUUUUCCUUUCGAGAAGGAAGAUCAGCCGAGUCCCAGGAGCUUACUCUGUCUUUGAGGAGUUAAUAUAUACAUGUGAAAUAAUCUGAAUCAGUACUGUCCAAUAGAACUUCUGUGAUCAGGUAAGUGUUCUGUAUCUGUGCCUUAUAGUGUGGUACUCACUAGCUACAUACUAUAGCUGCUGAGCACUUGGAAUGUGCCUAAUGCAACUGGGAAAAUGUUUUCAAUUUUAUUUAAUUUUUAUAAUUUAGAUAGCCACGUGUGACUGGUGGCUAUCUGUUGAACAGCCCAGGUAUAGAUAUAUGAAAUAAAAUAUUUUCAAGGUCAGUUGAUUUGGAUGUAGUGCCCUCCCCCUGGAAAACCAGCCAACCAACCAACCAACCAACAAAAGUAUACAUGUUAAAUGCCAUUUAACUUUAGUUUAUUGGUGGGGGUUAAAGAGUCUCUCUAACCUUCAGGGAUUUCCUAGUCCAAAUAACGUUACUCAUUUUGAAACUGUCAUCAUUUAAGGCACAUUUACAGUUUAAGACACUUGUGCAAAUGUGUAGCUUCUGUGUUUUAUUACUGUUGAAGUAUCCUAUAAAGCAAUAACUUUAUAGUUUAUAAGCAAAAGUCUUAGCAUUGUAUUACUUUUGUUCAUUGCAAACAACUUUUCUUCCAGCUAGCUAUGUUUUCUUUCAUUAGGGACAUUCAGACUAUUGAAAAAUUAGUUAAGUACAAUCGUAACAAAUAAUAAUACCAUUUUCAAGGAGCUUUUAACAUGGAAGUUGGUGCAUUCAGCUUAUUCAUUGCUUAUCAGAAUAGCAAGUAGGAAACGGCUUAUAGUUACCUCCAUCAACUUAAAUUCUAUGUCAAAUUAUUUAUUUUCCUGGCACCCAAAGUCAAAUAUUAGUGCCCUUGUCAUCCCUUAUUUUGUUUUGUUUUCUCUGUGCAAGAUUAGAUAUGUGAGCCUAGAAAGAAGACUUAAAAAAGUAUCUUCACAGCAUAAUUUGCCUAGUUUCUUAAGAUUAAAAACCCUUGAGAGAGAAAAACAAUCAAACAUACUGCGUGGUCUUUGUUUCCUGGUUUAAAGAGAAGCUAUCCAAGACAUUUCUAGGGUAGCUGGAGAAAUUUGAAUACAGACUGGAGUGUUAGGGAAUUAUUAGUAAUGUUAGAUGUGAUAAUAGUAUUGUAGUUAAUGUAGGAGAAUGUCCUUAUUUGGAAAUGUAUGCUGAAGCGUGUAUAUUUGAAGUGUUACGAUGUCUGUAAUUUACUUUAAAAUAGUUCAGCUGAAAAAAAAUCUGUAAACGAAAGAAGCAAACACAGCAACAUGUCAACAGUUGUUUAUCUAGAUGCUGUGUAUAUGGGUGUUCAUUGUUCUUGUCUAUUUCUCUGUAUGUGUGAAAUUUUUCAUAGUAAAAAUUUUUUAAAAGAGUACCUAUCCCACAGUAAAGUAGUGAGGUAUUAGAUGUGAGGCACUUGGCUCAGUGUCUAGCACACAAUAACUGCACAAUAAAUGUUCAUUAUUAUUUAUAACAAAUACAGUAGUGUUUUAAUAGUACUUAUUGACAUUUAUUUUCCGUUUUCCCUCGUGGAGGGAAAAAAUAAACUUAGUGGGAAACACCAAUUUCAGUAACGUUAGGAGAAUAAUUUAUAAAGCCAGUAAGGUAAAGCAAAACCUACCAAGAGCUUUUUCUCCUUGCCAUUUCCUUAAUAUCACUCAAGGAUAGAAAGCACCUGAUUUCCACAUGUUAUUGUGAACAUCCUCUCAUUACUUCAUGCUAUUACUUCGUGCAUGAGUAGAUUUAUUUGUAUUUAUCUAUAGUUAGUGUUUGAAUUUUGCCAUACUGUGUUCCUGAGAACUCCAUUUAAAAAGUCAUUGUGGAGCUGAUUUUUCUUAAGGAACAGUAGGGUCUUGCUUACCCGGCAAUAACCUACGUGCCCUACGGUAGCCGUGUAUCCCCUGGCCUCCUUCCAGGGUGACGUCAGCCACCUGGUAUUAUAGUGAUCCAGGGCCUGGCCAACCCAGAUCUGCUUAUCUCAAAGAACAUCACAUCUUGAAGGAACACAGAGCCCUUCCACGUGAGCUACUGGUCCUUGCAAUACUGGUCAUCGAGGACAGUCCCUCUUGGCAGGAAUGUAGUCUUUGUUCCCCUGCCUACUUAAGCAACCCCCUCAGUUCUGGGUAGUGGUGUGCAACUCUGUCCAGCUGGCUGCUCCUAUGCUCCUGGUACGUAAGUUCCCAGUAAAUGUACACUGUCUCCAGGUCUUUUCUUCCAUCUCUCUGCUGCAUAUCUGGAAGUGCUUGCCCAAUUAGGUGUGUUGUCAGACAGUUGGUGAGCCAGCCAGGAGACCGAGGAAACCCCAGUGAGCACUGAGACUGUGGGCAAUGGGAAGGGGAAUUCUGUGCAGGAAAUCCCAGGUUGGCUGGCAUCCUUGAUGUGGGGGCCGGUCACUGCCAUCAUAGGUGGGUGGGGCCCACCUUGUGAGUAUAGGGACACCCUAAAAACGCCAGAGGGCCUAAGGGAAGUCCUGGGCACAAUAGAUGUAGGGAGGAAGAAAUCAGAAGCCUGGGCUGUUGCAGCAGUUGUGGGGUGGCCCCUCCUCACUCCGGUAAGGCUGCAGCAGAGGCCAAGAUGGAAACAAAAGCAAAAGUAAGGCAGUUGCAAGAAGAACUGAAGUUAGAAAGAGAGGCUCAACUGGUGCAAGCCAAGACAACUAAGGCACCGUGUACUCGCCUGUGGGAAUCUGAUGAGAAAAUGGAGACACUAGCCUGUCAUUUUGCUAAAAUUAAGGGUGACAGCUACCAUGGGCGAAAGUGUAAGCCCUUGUGACCCAAGGAGAUCGGAACCCAAAGCAAUGGGACCCAUGGGAAUCUAGUAGUGAGGAAAGUGAGGAUGCUGCAGGAUGGGAUGACCCAAUAGAAGUACCUGUCCUGGUGGCAUGUCCAAUUGUCACCCAAAAAAUGGAAUCAGAACAACCCUGGCCCCCGGGGUUGAUCCGACCGAGUUACCCUCGCUGGUUUGGCAUGUGCCCUCUCCUAUGCAGGAUUACCCCACUGCCAAAUUGGUAGAACUAGGAAAUAAGUUUAGACAGAAAGGGAGGGAAAGCAUUCCCGGGUGGCUUUUGCGUCUCUGGGAUACUGAAGCGGAAGGUAUUUUGCUGUUAGGAGUGGAGAUGAGCAAAAUGGCUUUCAUCACUUCUCACCCCACCCUACUGCAACGCCUCUCUAGCGUUGUCAAUGAAGAUCAAGCGUCUCCCUCUUGACUUGGUUGAUGGCUGCCUGUAAGGGGGCCUGGCCUAAUGAAGGGGACAUACCUAUGCCUCCUCCCCGGUGGCAGACCAUGGAAGAAUUACAGGAUUUGUUUAGGGCACUAAGCAUGAAACGUGCAGUUUAUGCCAAACAUUACCGAGGGCCUGACAAUGAACUAUUCAGUGCAGGAAUGAAAGACACUGUGUUACAGACAGCUCAGAGCCAAUGGUAUGUGGCUUUAGUCUGCAUCCUAAACCCCUUGGGAGGUCAACCAGUGUCCCAGGCAGCCCAAGCUGCCGCUGACCUGGGGGAGACAGAUGAGUUCAGGCGGAGGGGAGUGAGGGCUCCUGGGCCCCCCAGAAGAACAGGCAACAAAGGAGCCAAAACCACCAAGAGCUCUAUCAGAGUAACACGUAGACAUAUGUGGCAAGGCCUGGUGGCAGCAGGCACCCUUCUGGGAAAAGUUGAUGGACAACCAAACACUGUUCUGCUGGCUUUGUGGCAGAAGCUGGAGCCAAAACAAAGAUUCAUGAGGCCACCCACAGAGCACCCCAAACCAGCAGCACCCCCAGCUACAGCCUAGGAACACUCUAGCCCCUGUGACUAGGGGAAAGGCCAAGGGACCCCUCAGCACACCCCUGUAACACUGUGCAGGUGGCCCAGGUAUCAGGGGACCGGAGGCCACAUGUGGAAAUAACAAUAUAAUGGUCUACUAAAAAUAAACAUAUGGUUUUAGUGUAUACAGGAGCAGAAUGUACUCUGAUUCAUGGAAAUCCAUCCCGUUUUGAUGGCCCUAUUUCUGUCAUAGAUGCUUACAGUGGGGGCACAGUCAAGGUGAAACUGGUGCUGCUAGUGCUGUGGAUACGGCGUCUCCUGCCAAAAUGAUAUAUGGUAUAUAUUGCCCCCAUACCCAAAUACACCCUGGGAAUGGGUGUCCUCACUGGCCUGACCCUACAGACUACUGCUGGAGAAUUCCACCUUCAGGUCCACUUGGUUAAAUCUGUCAUAAGGGGACAUGCCAAAUGGACCCUGGUCAGCUUGCCCCAACCAUGUUGUGUGGUGAUGAUAAAACAGUAUUGUCUCCUCAGGGGAGAAGAUGAAAUCACAGGAACUGUACAGGCAUUGGCAAAAGUGGGAAUCAUUAGACCCACACAUAGUCCGUUCAAGAGCCUGGUGUGGCCCAUUCGGAAGCCAGAUGGUUCCUGGCGAAUGACUGGGGACUGUCGAGAAUUAAACAAAGUGAUGCUGCCUACGUAUGCCGCCAUCCCCAGUAUAGCCUCCCUCUUAGAAAAAUAGGGGAUGCCUUGGGAACAUACCAUUUUGUUCUGGACCUUGCUAAUGCCUUUUUCAGUAUCCCCUUGGAUGAAGGUAGUCAAGACCAAUUUGCCUUUACUUGGCAGGGCACACGAUAGACUUUCACUGUUCUGCCUCACGGGUAUCUCCAUAGUCCCACAAUUUGUCAUGGUCUUGUGGCCGCUGACUUGGCCCAGUGGACACAAACCCCUAAUGUUGCCUUGUUCUGUUAUAUCAAUGAUGUCAUGUUAAGCUCUGAGUCUUUUUCAGACCUCUAGGAAGCCUCCUGCUCCCUCAUCACCCUCCUACACCAACAAGGAUGGGUGGUAAACGACAACAAAUUACAAGGGCCUGGGUUAUCUGACAUGUACUUGGGGAUUGUCUGGUCGAGUAAGACAAUAGUGAUUCCUGCUGCUGUUAUAGAUAAGAUACAGGCUUUCCCUACACCCAGCACCCCAAAACAACCACAGACCUUUCUGUGCUUAGUAGGUUAUUGGCGCCCUUUCAUUCCUUGUUUAGCCUAACUACUCUGCCCUCUUCAUAAGUUGGUACGAAAGGGUGUUAUCUGGGACUGGGGGACCACUGAGCAGGAGGCCUUCCCCCAAGCUAAAAUAGCAGUAAAACACAUUCAGUCUUUGGGUGUUUGAACCCAAGGACAAUCAUGCGAAUUGGACGUUCCCAGUUGUCCAGAGGGGUUCGGAUGGGGUCUCUGGCAGAGGCAAGGCAACAAAUGAGUUCCCCUUGGCUUCUGGUCACAAUUGUGGAAAGGGGCUGAAAGAUGAUAUAGCACCCUGGAACAACAAUUAUAUGCUAUUUAUUUGGCCCUCCAACAAGUGGAGCCCAUAACCCAUUCCCUGCCGGUCACAGUCCGUACCCAUCUGCCCAUUGUAGCGUGGCUGCAAGAUGCUUUCCAGAAGCCACAUUCAGGAACAGCCCAAACACAGACAUUGGCAAAGUUGCAUGCCUACUUACAACAACGAGGGACCUUUACUAAUAGUCCCUUAAGUGUGGAAUUGCUUGCCAUCCUAUGACCAGUGACGUAGACCACAGAAGAAGCAACCCUGUUGGAUGAAGUGCCCACACCUGAAACCCUCCUGAAUGUAUGGGAAGGAGAAGGACCAAUGCCCGUGGAGGCCUGGUAUAUAGAUGGCUCCACAGGAGAGGCUCCCCCACUGGCAGCAGUGGCCAUUCAGCCUUUGCCAAGAGCUUGUGGUUGGAUUCUGGUUCUGGGUAUGGUAGUCAGUGGGCCGAAUUGCUGGCCACCUGGAUGGUACUGACUCAAGAACCCGAUCCAGUACAUCUUUGUAUAGACAGGCAGUCUAUAAGGGACUCACCCCGUGGAUGGCCCAAUGGGCUUGACAAAAGUGAACCAUCAAUGGUCACCCAUUAUGGGGGGCAGAGCUCUGGGAUGAUAUCUGGCAGCAGGUCCAGGGAAUGAUGAUAACAGUGUAUCAUGUAUCUGUACAUCAAGUGACAGUGCCACCAGGAAACCAACAAGCAGACGGAUUAGCCCAGAUUCGUCUCCUAGAAGAAGUACCAGCUGAGAGAGUGGCAGAAUGGUUACACUAGAAGACUGGACGUAAAGGACAGAGGACCCUAUGGACUUUUUUCAAGGCCUGGGGCCUCUCCCUACGCUGUGCUGAUGUAGUAUGGGUCACCAGGCGUGCCCUUUUUGUUCCUUGCGGAGACCCUGGGCCAUUCCUCAGGAUGUAGGCUAAAUCACCAGAGGCAACCAACCCAUCCAAUGCUGGCAGGUGGAUUACGUUGGACCCUUAACCUCUCUCCAACAGUUGCCAAUGUGCCUUUAAUUGCAUAGACACAUAUACAGAACUGCUGCAGGCGUACUCCAGCACACGGGCCACACUGAAGACCACCAUAAGAGGCCCAGAUCACCUCAGCACUGCUUAUGGUGUUCCCAUGGACAUCAACAGUGACCAAGAUACUCAUUUUACUGGCCACCAGGUACAAACAUGGGCUGACCAAAUGGACCAUACAUUGGCAUUUUCACCAGCCAUACAACCUCACAGCCACGGGGCUGGUAGAACAAAUGAAUGGCUUGCUGAAACAACAAUUAAGGACAGAAGAAAGGACCCUAGCCCACUGGCUGAGAUGCCUAACAACUGCAAUACGUCAACUAAAUGAACAUGAGAAACAUACCCGACCCAGCGCGUAUCGGAUGUUGAUACAAGGACCCGAUCCAACUGUAUGCCUACAGACAAGAGCCCACUAAGUAGAAACUAUACAACCACAAAUAGGCACUCAGAACAACUUGCUUAUGCCUUUGCUAUAAGAACUCCUUACUAGGACCCACGUGAUCACUUGGCCCUGGGACUGCCAGGUGGAGCCCCACUGGUGUGGUCUCUUAGCCACUUGGGGGACAGGCUUAGGACAAGAUAGUAACAGCUUUUAUUGUGGGAGGACCACCCAAAACCUCCAAACUUAGUAAUCCAGGGCCUCCAAUUCCCUAAGGCACUUUCAUCCUGUCCCUCUGGUGGUGGUGUUCCUCCCUUAUCCUACACCAUUGCCCCUGUGGCGCCCAACCCAACAGGACAAGUAGUAUGAUAUUGCUGUCCUCAUCUAAAACCAUAGGCCAGUACCACACUAACGCAAGACAUUGCAACCACGUGUGUCUUGUUGGAUGGUCAUGAUCUCCCUGUUUUAAUUCCCUCUAAAUGUCUUACCUUUUGUCCUUAGGACAAGGUCUGCCAACCUCUUCACUGAUUGGGCGUACGUCGUUGCUCACAAAAUGGCUCCAACUGCUAGAGCCUUUGCCCAGUCCAGAGCUGUGCCAUGGCAGAGACUGAGGAAGAGGAGAUGGUGUCAGCAGAGGCCUCAGGGUUCUCAGACGUGAGUGACUCAGAGUUUCUAGAGAUUCUGGACCUGGAUGAUAGCCAAGAGUCAAGUGCUUCACUUAGCAAUCCUGGCCCUUCAUCUGAACUCCCUGGGAAGGAUGGCAAGCUCAUAAGCUUACCAAAGGGGAAAAGAGGAUUGGAUGUCUCAUCACCCAUGGAGCGAUUCCACCUUAACUAUUUGUAUGUCACUGACCUGUCUACUCAGAACUGGUGUGAACAGCAAAUGAUAUAUGGGAAGGAGGUUCCUGAUUUCCUGGUACCUGAGAAGGCAGCUGUUUUGGAUACUGGUGCCAGCAUCCACCUAGCUAGAGAACUAGAAGUUCAUGAUCUUAGGACUGUCCCCAUCACCACUAAAGAAGAUGCUUGGGCAGUUAAGUUUCUGAACAUGUUAUUGAUGAUUCCUACCCUGCAGUCAGAAGGACGCAUCAGAGAGUUUCCAGUGUUUGGAGAAGUGGACGGUGUGCUGCUUGUUGGAGUGAUUGAUGAGCUACACUAUACAGCCAAGGGAGAACUGGAACUGGUUGAACUCAAGACACGCAGGCGCCCUGUGCUCCCUCUGGAAGCACAGAAGAACAAAGACUAUUUUCAAGUCAGCCUAUACAAAUACAUCUUUGAUGCCAUGGUACAAGGGAAAGUGACCACUGCUAGCCUAAUCCACCACACAAAAUUGCAUCCAGAAAAGCCACUGGGACCUUCAGUGCUGAGGCAUGCCCAACAGGGAGGCUUCUCUGUGAAGUCCUUGGGUGACCUCAUGGAGCUGGUCUUCUUGUCUCUGACACUGUCUGACCUCCCAGUUAUUGAUAUCCUGAAGAUUGAGUAUAUCCACCAAGAGACUGCCACUGUUCUGGCUACGGAGGUUGUGGCCUUUGAAGAGAAGGAGGUGAGAGGCAAAGUGCAGCACUGCAUGGCCUACUGGAUGGGCCACCGAGAGCCCCAAGGGGUUGAUAUAGAGGAGGCUUGGAAAUGCCGGACGUGCAACUAUGCAGAUAUCUGUGAGUGGAGGCAGGGCGGUGGGGUGCACAGCUCCACGCUGGAGCCCCAAGCCAAAAAAGCCAAAUGAGGAGAGGGUAUGCCUUCGGGAACUUUGAUCCUUCCUGCUCCUAAUGUAUUUAACAGAGUAAAAGAGGACCAGUCUCUGAGCUUGGCUUUCAUGGAGAGUGUUCUUAUUUUCAUACUUUUCAUAUUUCCUCAACCUCUAACUACUCAAUUCCAGGACCAAGGCUCAGGGAUGAGUGGGCGAGAUCUGGGAUUAUACAGUAUUGUCCCUGGAGCUUUGCUAUUGAGUACCAAGAAGACAGAUGCUCAUCAUGGCUGGAGCAGAGGUACCCUUCAGCAAUCAUUGCUUUCCUAAGAAGAUUCUUCAGUUUCUAAGUCUCUUCCCUAUUUUUUUUCCUCAAUCAAGGCUUUCUACAUUUUAUAUAAUAAAAUAAAAUGUAAUGUUGUCCA
Messenger RNA from Equus caballus (horse), 8915 nucleotides. Lineage: Eukaryota; Metazoa; Chordata; Mammalia; Perissodactyla; Equidae. The record is from RefSeq and is a predicted model, not a curated record.